Bolinopsis microptera is the source of this 4219-nucleotide messenger RNA. Its product is annotated as ATP-binding cassette sub-family C member 4-like. Gene Ontology annotation, molecular function: ATP binding; ATP hydrolysis activity; ABC-type transporter activity. NCBI's taxonomy places the organism in Eukaryota, Metazoa, Ctenophora, Tentaculata, Lobata, Bolinopsidae. Gene Ontology annotation, cellular component: membrane. The record is from RefSeq and is a predicted model, not a curated record. Bases 56 to 4006 code for a protein of 1316 amino acids. The transcript is spliced from 27 exons. Gene Ontology annotation, biological process: transmembrane transport.
UACCCCUUCGGCUUGCAUAGAUUCAUCUUUUAACAAAAAAUUAGGUUAAUAAGCCAUGGUUGUAAAUAAUGGAAAUCCUGAAGUCAACGCUGGGAUCUUCCGUUCAAUAACAUUCUGGUGGGUGCAGAAGAUUUUCACAACUGGAAAUAAAAGGCCUCUAACAGAGGAUGAUGUGUUCCCAAUCGACCCAAGACUACAGAGCGAGCGAUUGACUGCUCUUCUGGAACAGCAAUGGCUUCGAGAAGCCGAAAAAUCCAAGAAUCCAUCUCUUGCUAUUACACUUCUCAAAAGACAUUGGUUUACUAUCAUGUGGCUUUUUGUAGCAUUCAACUUCGAGGCUGCUUUUAGAUGUUCAAUUCCUUUCGUAGUUGUACGUAUAACUUCAUAUUUUGAUCCCGUUGUAGAAAUGACGCAGCAGACUGCUCUUCUGUGGUCAGUUUGUUUAUUACUAAUGAUGUUCACAAUGGUGGGAUUCAGAAGCUAUUUAUACUAUUCGAUGAUGCGUCUAGGAACUGUUUUAAGGGUCGAAGUAACGGGCCUCGUGUAUAGAAAGGCGUGCAGAAUAACACAACGGGAGAUUGGGGAGAGAUCAGUUGGUCUGAUUCUAAACCUUAUCACUAACGAUGCUCAACGACUAGACGAGAACAUAACGGUGGCAAAUGCACUGUUUAAUAUGUGGUCAGCUCUAGGGAUCGCAUUUGCUACAAUAUACACAGAACUAGGGAUAUACUCGACCCUAGCUGCAUUUGUACCUGUGUUACUGUGCGUUCCUAUUCAGCUUGGCAUCGGGAGAAUUGUUCUUUACUUGAGGGAGAAAGCAUCUGUGUUGACGGACAGACGAGUUAAGAUAAUACACGAAAUAAUACUGUUUAUGAAGGUGAUAAAGAUGUACGGUUGGGAGCUUAUGUUCAAGAAACUUGUAGGAAAGAUAAGACGUAAAGAAUCGAAAGUUAUUGGGUUAUUCGUGCUGACACAAACGAUGAACAGUGUUAUCUUUUACGUCAUUCCUGUCGUGGCACUGCUUCUCUCGAUUUCGAUAAAAAUGUACGUCGAUGAACCUAUGAAGACAUCAGAGAUAUUUUUCUUCCUGUCACUCAUCAAUGUUCUAGAAAUUUAUAUCAACAUAUUCCUCGGAAACUCCUUCAGUUACUUUUCUCAACUGAUCACAACCUUUAGGAGAAUCCAGGACUUCUUAAAUGCCGACGAGAUAAAGCAUAUCUACAAGAAAGCGGCUAUAAUGAAUCUUACCAAUGAGGUAAUUAUUAAUAAGAGUUUCCUACACAAGGAACCGGAAUUAAGAGAGAACCAUGGCCUGAAAGUUCUACAAACAGGCGUCAAGACUGAAAGCAUUGAAAUGGCUGUAACUUUGGACAAUUUUUCUUCAAAAUGGGGACCCGAUGUCUUCUCUUUGAAUGGUCUCAAUCUUACUGUAAAAAAAGGAGAACUUAUCGCUGUAGUAGGACCUGUUGCUUGUGGCAAGACAACCCUUCUCAUGUCUAUACUACAGGAGUUAGAACACGAAGGAAUUCUAAACAUUGAUGGAAGUGUGGGAUUUUCUUCACAAGUACCUUGGAUAUUCAACGGAAAUAUUGAAGAGAAUAUUUUGUUUAAUAGACCUCUUGAUAAGGAAAAGUUAAACAAAUGUAUUGAGUCUUGCUACCUAACAAAAGAUAUAGAGCAGUUUUCGAAUGGCUUGUAUACAGUCGUCGGUGAAAGAGGUACUCAGUUGAGUGGGGGACAGAAAGCUCGGGUCAACUUAGCUAGAGCUGUUUACGCGCAGGAUCCGAUAAUACUUCUAGAUGAUCCUCUAAGUGCUGUAGAUAGCAGAUGUGCUAAACACAUCUUCAACAAACUGAUUAAAGAUCAGCUAGCUGGAAAAACACGCAUUCUUGUAACCCAUGCCACUCACUUCUUAAGCGAAGUUGACCGCAUAGUUGUCAUGGAUACAGAGGUUGUAACUGAUGGUAACAAAACCAAAGUUGUGGGUAAAAUAAGCCACGUAGGAACCUACUCUGAACUCCUUUCUAAAGGAUUGACAUUAUCGAUUUUUGGCUCUGGAGAAAAUAAACGCAGGAGGAACAGAACAACUUCAAAACUGUCCUGUGGACCAGAUGACGUUGAAUCUGAUGAGUAUUCAGAAACAGAUGAGACGAAGAAGCCAGCUAAAUAUGAAGAAGAAAAAAAGACUGGUACCUUGAGCAAGAUGCUUUACAUCAAAUACUCAACUUUAAGUAUCGGAUACAUUGCUAUUCCCAUAUUAUUGGUUGCCCUGGUAGCGCCUCAAAUUCUCAGCAUAUAUCAACAACAGUACGCUAUCGAAUGGUUGAACCAUAGACACGAAAUUGGAAUCAAUUUUACAGAAGAGGAAAGGGACCAAUUUGAUAAAUCGCAAUAUCAAACAUAUGUCGGCUUAGCUAUUGGCACUGCCUUUUUAUUUAUUGGACGAGCAUUAGUUUACUUAUCACUGAUAUACAGAUCAGGGAAAAAACUACACAAUGAUGCACUGUUCGCAAUUCUGAGAUCCCCAAUGAGAUUCUUUGACACUAAUCCAAUAGGAAUGAUAAUCAAUCGGUUUACAAAGGACACAUAUUUUAUGGAUGAACGAUACUCCUUCGUUUCAUUGGACUUUUUGUCGCUGUUCCUGUUAUUUUCAGCAUCUCUAGCCCUAGCAGUUAUAGCCAAUUUCUGGUUUAUAAUUCCCCUCGUUUUGUUGGUUACAGCUUUGCUACUCACUGUACGUUACUACCUUCGAACGUCUGUUGAAUUAAGACGAAUUGAGGCAUUGAAACGUAGUCCCAUCUUGUCACAUAUUUCUGCGACCCUUUCUGGAUUGACCACUAUUCGUGCCAACAACCAGAUAGAAAUAUUCGAAUCAAAGCACUACCACGCAAGGGAUGAACACACUCGUUGCUGGAUAUUAUUUCAAGCUGCUAGUCAUUGGUAUUCCUUGCGUCUUGAUUGUCUCACUGUCUUAACCAGUGUAAUUGCUACAUUUCUAACUGUACUACUCAAAGAAGUCGUGGGUGCCUCAGUAGCAGGUUUGGCUGUGGUUUAUAUAACCAACAUGGUCAGUGGAUUCCAGUGGUGUAUACGACAAUAUACCGAGACAGAAAACAUGAUGACUGCUGUGGAGCGGAUUUAUAUGUUUGCUGAUUUGCCUUCAGAGGCUCCUUUAGAGGUUACAGAUAAGAAAACAAUGGUUGUGAGCAAUAAAGUGGCUACCAGUGGUGUAAUAGAGUUUAGAAACGUUAGAUUGAAGUACGACCCUGAGGGUGAUUACAUUCUCCGUGAUCUAUCCUUCUUAACCAAACCAUGUGAGAAGAUAGGUAUUGUUGGUCGAACUGGUGCAGGUAAAAGUACCAUACUUCAAGCUCUCUUCAGAAUGGUUGAACCAGAAGGUGAAAUAUUAUUAGAUGGAAUGUUGACUAGAGAAAUGGGUCUUCAUGAACUCAGAAGAUCAAUCAGCAUAAUCCCUCAAGAGAGUCUUUUGUUUUCAGAAACUCUGAGAGUAAAUCUUGAUCCGUUUUUUGAGUUCAGUGAUGAUUACUUGUGGGACGCGCUAGAGAAGGUAGAGUUGAAAUCGUACGUUUCAGCCCAGACUGGAGGUCUGGAGAUGAUGGUCCAGGAGGGUGGUGGGAAUCUGUCAGCUGGUCAGAGACAGCUGUUGUGUCUCGCUAGAGCUUUGCUGAAGGACAACAAGUUUCUGGUUAUUGACGAGGCUACUGCUAAUGUUGACGAGCGAACUGACCAACUGAUCCAGCAGACUCUCCGACAAGAGUUUUCGAAAUGCACUGUCCUCACCAUAGCUCACAGAAUCAAUACCAUUAUUGAUAGCGACCGUAUAAUGGUGAUCGACGAGGGUAAAUUAGCUGAAUUUGACCACCCUGCAUUGCUUCUGAAUAGACCUGAAAGUAUUUUCUACGAUUUAGUCAACGAAACUGGGAUGUUUGAAGUUUUGUUGGAUCAAGCGAACAUGAGUUUUGAUACAUCAUUAAAAUCAGAAUAGCAUAGUUCAAGUUGUUUAGUUGUAAUGAAUCAUGAACUGGAUAUCAUACAUCAUCAUACAUGACACGUGUUCGUUUAAUAGUUCAGGUUAAUAAGUGAAUUAUUUUACGAUUUUAAGCUUUAUCAUAAAAAUCACGAAAACUUGUUGAUACGGAUAAUUUUGUUGAUUGCUCUGUGCUCAGUAGAGCAAAAAACUUUUUGUUGGAUCACCCAC